CGCUCGAGCCUUUAUCUCCUUGGUAUAUAUACAGAGACUCAGAGGCAGGGAGAGCGCACCGUGUAAAUUUGAUUGAAAGUUAUCCCACAGGUCGAAACAAACAGUUUAAACAAUGAAUUUGGAAUUGGGUAUAGAGAGAAUGAAGGGAAUGCGUGUUGAGGUGACAGUACCCAGCUAUCUUAGAUGCCCCAUCUCGCUGGAUUUAAUGAAGGAUCCUGUGACCCUCUGCACCGGCAUUACUUACGAUCGCCACAGCAUUGAGACCUGGUUAGAUGCCGGCAACGAUAUCUGUCCCGUCACAAACCAGAUUCUGCAUACUCAGGACACAAUUCCAAAUCAUACCCUCCGUCGAAUUAUUCAGGAUUGGUGUGUGACCAACAGUGGGCGAGGGGUAGACAGAAUUCCUACGCCCAGGGCACCUCUCGAUCUCGCCCACCUCAAUUCAAUUCUGGCAGAGGUUUCGUCCGGCAAGAAGGAAUCCAUUCGCAAGUUGGGCAGACUGGGCAGGGAAAGUGACAGAAAUAGAAAAUGCAUCGCCUCUUCAAAUGCAUCCUCUGUUCUCGCAUCCCUUUUUGCCGAGCACAGCGCCCAGGCUUUAUAUCGUUCGCAACAGUCUGUCGAGAUUUGUGAAGAGGCCCUGGUGGCUCUGACUCUGACUUUUCCCCUGACUUCACAGGCCCUGGAUUCGCUUGCAUUAUCCAACGCCAUCGCUUGCCUUGUGUGGAUUCUCCGAGAGGGCAAUCCUGAGGCAAAGAUCAGUGCUGUUUCGAUUCUCCGGGAAAUGGUUUCCAACGAUAAAUACAGAGACAUGAUAGGAAGAAGAGAAGGAUUAGCAGAGGGGUUGGUGCAGCUACUAAGAGAGCCCAUAUGCCCAAUAGCAAAAAAAUCAAGCCUGGCCAUUAUAUACAACAUUGCCCUGGGGAAAAGAUACAGGAGCAAGCUCGUGGAGGCGGGGGCUGUUCCUUUGGUAGUGGAGAUUCUUGUGGAUGGAGAGCGAGGCAUUUGUGAAAAAGCAAUGUUGGCGCUGGACAUCCUUUGCUGUUGCACAGAGGGCCGAUUGGCUGCGUCUACACAUGCUUUAACUCUACCGGUCGUUGCUAAGAAGAUGUUGAGAAUCUCCGAUUCAGCAACCGAAUCGGCAGUCUCUGUUUUGUGGAAUAUUUGCCAGAAUUCCUCGGAUGAGGGAGCCGUGCUGGAAGCGUUGCAUGCAGGGGCCUUUGACAAGUUGUUGUUGAUAGUGCAGGUGGGUUGCUCUGAGCAAACCAGAGAUAAAUCAAUCAAGUUGCUCAAAGCUUUCAACAAGUACACAAAUAAGUGGGAAUGUUCAGAGACACUGCAUCUGCAUCAUGUCAAGCGUUCCUUCUAAAUUAAGUAACCUGGCAAUAUCCUCAUCGAGAAAUUGAGAAACUAUCUAAUGUAAAUAUGUAGAAAUUUUGUGUGGCUUUUUUGAAGACUAUUAACUGAUCUAUCGGCAAAAUUUUCAUCCUGAUUAAUGAGAACCAGGAUGUUCGAAAAUGUAUGAGAAAACAAAGGCGAAAAGUAAAGACCAAAUAUCUAUAGAAAUG
Molecule: messenger RNA, 1565 nt
Organism: Cryptomeria japonica (Japanese cedar)
Lineage: Eukaryota; Viridiplantae; Streptophyta; Pinopsida; Cupressales; Cupressaceae
Product: U-box domain-containing protein 21
Exons: 1
Coding region: 113-1366 (417 amino acids)
Biological process (GO): protein ubiquitination
Molecular function (GO): ubiquitin protein ligase activity
Source: RefSeq, a predicted model, not a curated record